AAAACAAAAAAAAGCAUGGGAUUCAUAGAUGGGUCCAGUGUUUUCUUCUUGUUCUCAGUCACUCAGAGUGGAAGGUGUUGAAGGUAGUGGGAAUGGAGAGGGAAAGGGGAAAGAGACGGUGGAGGAUGAAACAGAAGGAGGACUUGGUUUCCCUUCUGCGGAAAUCAUGGUACCAUUUGAGGUUGUCGAUCCGACACCCCUCGCGGGUUCCAACCUGGGAUGCCAUUGUCCUCACUGCCGCUAGCCCCGAACAAGCUCAAUUGUACAACUGGCAACUGGAGCGGGCCAAGCGCAUGGGUCGGAUCUCCGCGACCACCGUCACCCUCGCCGUGCCCGACCCUCUCGGCUGCCGGAUCGGAUCCGGCGCCGCCACUCUUAAUGCCAUCCACGCUCUCGCCCUCCACUACUGUCACUCUCAAUCACCGACAAAUGGUAAUGGAAGUGACGAUGCAGUUUCUGUUUUGGCGAAGAAGCACGUAUUGUUGCUCCAUGCUGGAGGUGAUUCAAAACGGGUGCCGUGGGCAAACCCUAUGGGGAAAGUGUUCUUGCCUCUUCCUUAUUUAGCUGCUGACGACCCUGAUGGCCCCGUUCCCCUCCUGUUUGACCAUAUUCUUGCGAUUGCUUCUUGUGCAAGACAAGCUUUUGGAAAUGAAGGUGGAAUGUUAACCAUGACUGGUGAUGUUCUCCCAUGUUUUGAUGCAUCCCUCGUGACUCUUCCUAUGGACACUUCCUGUAUCAUCACUGUUCCCAUCACCCUUGAUGUUGCUGCAAACCAUGGAGUAAUAGUUGCGGCUGAAACUGAGCAUUCAACUCAAAACUAUGCAGUUAGUUUAGUUGAUAAUCUUCUACAGAAACCUUCUGUAGAUGAGUUAGUUAAAAGUAAGGCAAUUCUUGCUGAUGGUAGAACACUUCUUGAUACUGGAAUAAUAACAGUUAGAGGUAAGGCGUGGUUGGAGCUUGUUACACUUGCAUCUUCCUGUCAGCAGAUGAUUUCAGAGCUCCUAAAGAUCAAAAAAGAGAUGAGUUUAUAUGAAGAUCUGGUUGCUGCCUGGGUACCUGCAAAGCAUGAGUGGCUAAGAAAGCGUCCUUUGGGUGAAGAACUAGUCAAUAAAUUGGGAAACAGGAAGAUGUUCAGCUACUGUGCCUAUGAUUUGUUGUUCUUGCAUUUUGGAACCUCAAAUGAAGUUUUAGAUCAUCUCAGUGGUGUUGGUUCAGAACUGGUUGGUAGAAGACAUCUGUGUUCUAUUCCAGCAACCACUGCAUCUGACAUUACGGCAUCUGCUAUUAUUCUUUCUAGUAAAAUUGCACCCGGUGUGUCAAUCGGAGAAGAUUCUCUCAUAUAUGAUUCUUCCAUUUCUGGUGAAAUACAUAUUGGCUCCUUGUGUAUAGUGGUUGGUGUCAAUAUACCUGUCGACAACCUUUUAAGUAUUGACAAUUCAAUGAAGUUCAUGCUUCCAGAUCGUCAUUGUCUUUGGGAGGUUCCGUUGAUUGGAAAUAGGGAGCGAGUUCUAGUAUAUUGUGGCCUUCAUGAUAACCCCAAAAGUUCACUCUCUAAAGAUGGUACAUUUUGCGGGAAACCUUGGAAGAAAAUUUUACAUGAUUUGGGUAUCGAUGAAAGUGACUUAUGGGGGUCUGAAGGCCCUGAUGAAAAAUAUUUAUGGAAUUCGAAAAUAUUUCCCAUACUUCCGUAUGUUCAAAUGAUGAAGGUUGCAAUGUGGUUGAUGGGAUUAGCCAAUGAAAAGAGUGAAUCCAUGCUUCCUUUGUGGAAGCAUUCUCGGCGCAUCAGUUUGGAAGAAUUGCAUAGAUCUAUCGAUUUUUCAACUAUAUGCAAAGAUUCUUGUAAUCAUCAAGCUGAUCUUGCAGCGGGAAUUGCAAAUGCUUGCAUCAGCUAUGGAAUGCUGGGGCGCAAUUUGUCGCAAUUAUGUGAAGAAAUUCUUCAAAAAGAGGGUUCUGGAAUUGAAACAUGUAAGGAUUUCCUAGCUAUGUGCCCCAUAGUUCGGGAGCAAAACUCUAAUAUACUUCCCAAAAGUCGGGCAUACCAGGUGCAAGUUGAUCUUCUUCGUGCUUGCAAUGAAGAAGAGACAGCUCGUGAGUUGGAGCCCAAAGUUUGGGCUGCUGUUGCUGACGAAACUGCUUCAGCAGUAAGAUAUGGGUUCAAAGAACAUUUAUCAGAGUCUCCUGGUAGCUGUUCAGGUCAGGAAUUCCAGAAUAACAAUCACAAUGGCUGCAUUCAUCAGCCUUUCCAUCCUAGAAAGGUAAAAGUAGAAUUACCAGUUCGUGUAGAUUUUGUUGGGGGUUGGAGUGAUACUCCUCCAUGGAGCAUUGAACGUGCUGGAUGUGUUUUGAAUAUGGCAAUAAGCUUGGACGGUUCUUCACCAAUUGGCACCAUCAUAGAGACAACUGAAACAGAAGGAAUAUUAAUUACCGAUGAUGCAGAUAAUCAGUUGUUUGUUGAAGAUUAUACGACUAUUUGUGCACCAUUUCAUGGCGAAGAUCCAUUUCGGUUGGUCAAAUCUGCAUUACUUGUGACUGGAAUUAUUCAUGAUAACAUUCUUGUAGAUAUGGGCUUGCACAUCAAAACAUGGGCCAAUGUCCCCCGUGGCAGCGGAUUGGGUACCUCUAGUAUCUUGGCUGCUACAGUGGUGAAAGGCCUUCUGCAGAUAAUUGAUGGGGAUGACAGCACUGAGAAUGUUGCUAGACUUGUUUUGGUGUUGGAGCAACUUAUGGGUACAGGAGGUGGUUGGCAGGAUCAGAUCGGAGGUCUGUACCCUGGGAUUAAAUGUACUUCAAGCUUUCCGGGAAUUCCUUUGAGGCUUCAAGUUGUUCCCCUGUUGGCUUCCCCUCAGUUAAUUUCAGAGCUGCAGCAACGACUUCUUGUGGUAUUUACUGGUCAAGUUCGACUUGCACGUAAGGUAUUGCAGAAGGUGGUUAUUAGAUAUCUUCGCCGUGAUAAUCUUCUUGUAUCAAGUAUCAAACGCCUUGUUGAACUGGCAAAGAUUGGGAGAGAAGCUUUGAUGAACUGUGACUUAGAUGAACUUGGUGAUAUCAUGCUAGAAGCUUGGAGAUUGCAUCAGGAACUCGACCCUUACUGCAGCAACGAGUAUGUUGAUAGUCUGUUUUCUUUUUCCUCUCCGUACUGCUGUGGCUACAAGCUGGUUGGAGCUGGUGGUGGGGGCUUUGCUCUGUUGCUUGCCAAGGAUGUAGAGUGUGCCAAGGAACUGAGACACAGGCUAGAACAUGAAAAACAGUUUGACGUGAAAAUAUAUGAUUGGCAGAUAUUCCUAUAAUACAUGGUAUGACUACCGAUACUUUGUUAGUUUUACAGUUGUAUUGUUUUCUAUCAAAUUUAUUUUUCCAUUCUUUGUAUAUUCUGCCCUAGAUAUUGAAUCAGUGUCCAUUAUCUUGAGGAUGAUUAUAUCUCUUAAUUUAUUCCAGCUUACUGAAUAAGAUUUUUAAGGAAUUAAUUAGUA
Vigna angularis (adzuki bean) is the source of this 3470-nucleotide messenger RNA. Its product is annotated as bifunctional fucokinase/fucose pyrophosphorylase. Gene Ontology annotation, biological process: GDP-L-fucose salvage. The coding region runs from base 93 to 3287 and encodes 1064 amino acids. NCBI's taxonomy places the organism in Eukaryota, Viridiplantae, Streptophyta, Magnoliopsida, Fabales, Fabaceae. Gene Ontology annotation, molecular function: ATP binding; fucokinase activity. The record is from RefSeq and is a predicted model, not a curated record. The transcript has 6 exons.